AUGGACCUUAAACAAGAAUUGGAACUGAGCGAUACCAAGAGUCUGGUGUCGAAGCGGCCUCGUUGGAAGUCUAAGCUCGUUAUUGGCGGUGCUGUUACAGCAGUUUUGCUGCUAGGUGCAAUGGUGUCUAUGGCUGUGUAUUUUUCGCUGACCGUAAAACAGAAGUCAGCUCGUUUGGUAGAAGUUGAUCUGAAUGAGGGCGAAACGCUUACGUAUCAAGUGGACCAACACAUCCAGCUUCAAGGAAGCGAUGUACAAAAGGGUAAAUAUUUUUCAUUUAUACUUGGCUUAUAUCUACCUUAUUGUUAAGUUAAUGAAGUAAAUUCAGUGAAAGUCUUUUUUGGUGCAGUUCUUCUUAAUUCUUCAAUAGCAUAUAAACUUUUUCAUGAAGUGUCCAUUAAAGGAAAAGUGUUUAUAUUUGAGGCGGCCCAAUGGCGUGUAUUGAAUGGGUCCUGCUAAUGUCAAAAUCAUCAUCCUUAUCAUUAUCAUCAACAUCAUAAACAUCAUGAUGAUGAUCAUGAUCAUGAUCAUCAUCAUCAUCAUCAUCAUCAUCAUCAUCAUCAUUGUCAUCACAAUCAUCCUUAUCAUCUAUAUAUUUGCCUUAUUGGCAUUGGCCUAAUUGCACCAACGUUGUCAUAACAACCAGGAAUUUCUUAGCCAUGCACAUAGCACGUUUUGAUAUUUUUUAUAAUCCUGAUAUCGCUUUGGCAGUAAAGGUGUAAUACUUCUUGACAUUUUUCUUCGUACUUUUUCGCAGUAACCAUCCGUGCGAUAGUGGGCAUCCGCGUUCUCAACAAGACUUCUGAGGAGUACUGGUUCCUAAUGAAAUUCAAGUUGUCCCUAUUGGGUGAAAAUCCGGCCAUGAAGGAGCAAAACAUAAUGACAGACUACUUUCUAGUUCGACUCCAGAUUGCCUCAAGGUAAAAGUAGUUGAAACUUACCAAAGCUAAUUUUUUACCCGCAGACUCAUUUUUUCACAGUUAUUCAGAACAACACCAUAAAACGUGAAAAGAAAUCUUCGACGGCUUUUAGGAUGUAGAGUUCCGAAAUUUCAUCUAUUGACGGUGUAGGUACAACUGUGAUUCUCCUCGUCUCGUGUAAGGGAUUCCGGAUUUCGGUAUCCGGGACAUUUUUGCUUGUGAAAUCUGGAAUCCAGGGCUUUGGAAUCUGGCAUACAACUCAAGGAAUGCGGAAUCCCACUAACGAUUGAAAUCCGGCUGAUCCAAGUUCCACUGACAAACANCAGUGAAAGUCUUUUUUGGUGCAGUUCUUCUUAAUUCUUCAAUAGCAUAUAAACUUUUUCAUGAAGUGUCCAUUAAAGGAAAAGUGUUUAUAUUUGAGGCGGCCCAAUGGCGUGUAUUGAAUGGGUCCUGCUAAUGUCAAAAUCAUCAUCCUUAUCAUUAUCAUCAACAUCAUAAACAUCAUGAUGAUGAUCAUGAUCAUGAUCAUCAUCAUCAUCAUCAUCAUCAUCAUCAUCAUCAUUGUCAUCACAAUCAUCCUUAUCAUCUAUAUAUUUGCCUUAUUGGCAUUGGCCUAAUUGCACCAACGUUGUCAUAACAACCAGGAAUUUCUUAGCCAUGCACAUAGCACGUUUUGAUAUUUUUUAUAAUCCUGAUAUCGCUUUGGCAGUAAAGGUGUAAUACUUCUUGACAUUUUUCUUCGUACUUUUUCGCAGUAACCAUCCGUGCGAUAGUGGGCAUCCGCGUUCUCAACAAGACUUCUGAGGAGUACUGGUUCCUAAUGAAAUUCAAGUUGUCCCUAUUGGGUGAAAAUCCGGCCAUGAAGGAGCAAAACAUAAUGACAGACUACUUUCUAGUUCGACUCCAGAUUGCCUCAAGGUAAAAGUAGUUGAAACUUACCAAAGCUAAUUUUUUACCCGCAGACUCAUUUUUUCACAGUUAUUCAGAACAACACCAUAAAACGUGAAAAGAAAUCUUCGACGGCUUUUAGGAUGUAGAGUUCCGAAAUUUCAUCUAUUGACGGUGUAGGUACAACUGUGAUUCUCCUCGUCUCGUGUAAGGGAUUCCGGAUUUCGGUAUCCGGGACAUUUUUGCUUGUGAAAUCUGGAAUCCAGGGCUUUGGAAUCUGGCAUACAACUCAAGGAAUGCGGAAUCCCACUAACGAUUGAAAUCCGGCUGAUCCAAGUUCCACUGACAAACAAUGGGAUCCAGUUCCUGGAAUCCGGAAUUCACAGCGUGGAAUCUUCAGUGCACGUUCCUAGUGAAUUUUUUUCCUAGUGUGAAUUUCCUACGAUCGCCGGGUUGAAUCGCUCGCCCAGAAAACUGCCUGAAACAAACUAAAGUGACAACUGUCCUUUCAAAUAGAUUUUGAUUUAUUUUAAAAUCGUCUUUUUUGAAACAUCACUCACACUCCAUUGCUUUCUCCUUGGCUGACUUGUUACUCAUUUUUUAUUUUAGGCCAACGAGCCCCCCAAGAAACAAAACCAGCGAGUCAUUUGAAGUUUUCGGGCCUCGAGACAUUCGUCCCGAUCUUCUCCGUGAAGUAUACAGCAUUUUAGAGCAACUACUCCCAGCCGUGCAACGAAACCUGUACGAAGAUGUUGACGGACAGAAAGCGGCAGAUUCGAAUUCACCCGAUUAUGAAGAAUCUCCUUUGCUUCCUUGCUCUGUUAAAAUGCACCGACAAGCAGUCACAUCAGACAAGAACGUAGUUCUUAUUAGGAAUCAUUUUGACCGCGCAGAUUUUGUCAACUUGUCCUCCGAAAUUGAUUUAGAUUUGAAAUACUCUGAUUCGGCGUUCAUUAACAAGAGCAAUGGAAUGAUCACAGAGAGCCGUGCUUAUUUUUCAGAAGAGUUGAAUUUCGGGGAACCAAUUCAUGGUAAUAGCAGUUCUGAUGUCAGAUCUUUGAAAGUAGCUAUGAAAAGCCUGGUUACUAUCAUUGAAUUACCAAACUACUUCGAACAGGCGGAAUCCGAAAGAGUAAAAGUCCACCUUUUCACAGGCCUCUCUCUUCCUAAGUCUAAGAGCACUUUUUCUGUUAAGGAAACUCGAAAAGUGCAAACAGGCCAAGCGGUUUCUAAUUUAACCCUAACACCACCGGAGAAUCCUUUGGUCAACCAAACGUACAAUUCAACCAACUCGUCGAGCAUUCUUCUUACACGAUCCCGACGAUCGACGAACUUAGCGUUCGAUUCCUCUUCCACACUGUUUCAAAAGAGGAUACUCGGGAUAAACGUAAAGGUCACCGCAAAGUAUAAGGUACAAGAAGGCGUCAAAGUGAGGGAGACUGUCGUUCUUCAUAUUGGAAGAUUUGACACAAAAUUAAUUGACGAGGAGUACACAUGGAGUCAAUUACAGCGGCAACAACCUUCUCGUAGCUCAUAUUCUUGA
Messenger RNA from Porites evermanni, 3351 nucleotides. Lineage: Eukaryota; Metazoa; Cnidaria; Anthozoa; Scleractinia; Poritidae. The record is from the annotation of a GenBank genome assembly.